Molecule: messenger RNA, 4602 nt
Organism: Leptonychotes weddellii (Weddell seal)
Lineage: Eukaryota; Metazoa; Chordata; Mammalia; Carnivora; Phocidae
Source: RefSeq, a predicted model, not a curated record
UCCUGAAGUUGCCGGUUUAUUCCAGAGCCCGGCCCGCGACCCAGCGGGAUCGCGGAGGCCGCCCCGCCAGGGAGAAGUCGGAGUUGGGGUGCUAGGGGAGGGAGGAGCCCCGAAUCCGAGAGCGGGCUUUUCCUCUUUCUCUUUGCUCGCCCCUCGCCUUCGGGCACGCCGCCGGGAUCGGACUUGGACAGCUGACGAGAAGGAAGGGUUGGGGUCGCUAGCGUUGCCCCUCCCGGGCAUAUACCGGCCCGGGCCGGAGCCGCGUGGACAGUCUCCUGGGACGAAGCCGCGGGGUCCCAGGACCACCCCUCCGGAUUAUAAAACAGUGCGGAGGACACCCCCCCCCCAAGGCUGGUCACCAUGUGGGGGCUGCUGAUGUGGACUCUGCUGGCCCUGCACCGGAUCCGUGCGACCGGAGCCCAAGAUGACGUGGCCCCCUAUUUCAAGACGGAGCCUGUGCGGACGCAGGUGCACCUGGAGGGGAACCGCCUGGUGCUCACGUGCAUGGCCGAGGGCAGCUGGCCGCUGGAGUUCAAGUGGCUCCACAACAACAGAGAGCUGACCAAGUUCUCCCUGGAGUACAGGUACAUGAUCACCAGCCUGGACCGCACUCACGCAGGCUUCUACCGCUGCAUCGUGCGGAACCGGAUGGGCGCCCUGCUGCAGCGACAAACCGAGGUCCAGGUGGCCUACAUGGGCAGCUUUGAGGAAGGCGAGAAGCACCAGAGUGUCUCCCAUGGAGAAGCAGCUGUAAUCCGCGCCCCACGCAUCGCCAGCUUCCCACGGCCACAGGUGACCUGGUUCCGGGACGGCCGCAAGAUCCCGCCCAGCAGCCGCAUAGCCAUCACCCUGGAGAACACCCUCGUCAUCCUGUCAACAGUGGCUCCCGACGCAGGCCGCUACUAUGUGCAGGCUGUUAAUGACAAGAACGGGGAUAACAAGACCAGCCAGCCCAUCACUCUUGCCGUGGAGAAUGUCGGGGGGCCUGCAGACCCCAUCGCCCCAACCAUCAUCAUUCCUCCCAAGAACACCAGCGUGGUGGCCGGGACCUCGGAGGUGACCAUGGAGUGUGUGGCCAAUGCCAGGCCCCUGAUCAAGCUGCACAUCAUUUGGAAGAAAGAUGGGGUGCCGCUGUUGGGCGGCCUCAGCGACUACAACCGGCGGCUGACCGUCCCCAGCCCCACGGGCAGCGACGCCGGCUACUAUGAGUGCGAGGCUGUCCUGCGCAGCAGUAGCGUCCCCUCCGUCGUCCGAGGAGCCUACUUGUCUGUGCUGGAACCACCUCAGUUUGUCAAGGAGCCAGAGAGACACAUCACAGCGGAGAUGGAGAAAGUGGUGGACAUUCCCUGUCGGGCCAAAGGCGUACCUCCGCCCUCCAUCAGCUGGUACAAGGACGCGGCCGUGGUGGAGGUGGAGAGGCUGAGCCGCUUCCGGCAGCAUGGUGACGGGGGCCUGCAGAUCAGCGGGCUGCUCCCCGACGACACCGGCAUGUUCCAGUGCUUUGCCCGCAACGGGGCCGGCGAGGUGCAGACCUCCACCUACCUGGCCGUCACCAGCAUCGCCCCCAACAUCACCAGGGGCCCCUUGGACAGCACAGUGAUCGAUGGCAUGUCAGUGGUCCUGGCUUGUGAGACUUCAGGGGCGCCCCGGCCAGCCAUCACUUGGCAGAAAGGGGAGCGCGUCCUGGCCAGUGGCUCUGUCCAGCUGCCUCGAUUCACACUGCUGGAGUCCGGCAGCCUGCUCGUCAGCCCCACGCACAUCUCCGAUGCCGGGACCUACACCUGCUUGGCCACCAACUCUCGGGGGGUCGACGAAGCCUCGGCUGACCUGGUCGUGUGGGCCCGGACCCGCAUCACCAAGCCUCCCCAGGACCAGAGUGUCAUCAAGGGUACCCAGGCCUCCAUGGUGUGCGGAGUGACCCACGACCCCCGAGUGACCGUCAGCGCAAUCUUCGACCCAGAUCUUAGACCCCCUGCCCACCGGGUGGACAGCAGACGGGUCUGGCUGAUUGCCUGGGAGCCAGAGCAGGAAGAGGAGGUUACCAUGGUGACUGCCCGGCCCAACUUUCAAGACAGCAUCCACGUGGGCUUCGUGUCCGGCCUGAAGAAGUUCACCGAGUACUUCACCUCCGUGCUGUGCUUCACCACUCCUGGCGAUGGGCCUCGAAGCACCCCCCAGCUGGUGCGCACCCAUGAGGAUGUGCCUGGUCCUGUGGGACACCUGAGCUUCAGUGAAAUCCUGGACACCUCGCUGAAGGUCAGCUGGCAAGAGCCAGGAGAGAAGAAUGGCAUCCUCACAGGGUACCGGAUCUCCUGGGAGGAGUAUAACCGAACCAACACCCGCGUGACCCACUACCUGCCCAACGUGACCCUGGAGUACCGCGUCACGGGCCUCACUGCGCUUACCACCUACACCAUCGAGGUGGCCGCCAUGACCGCCAAGGGCCAGGGCCAGGUGUCCGCGUCAACCAUCUCUUCCGGCGUGCCUCCAGAACUCCCAGGGGCCCCCACCAACCUGGGCAUUUCCAACAUCGGCCCCCGCUCCGUGACCUUGCAGUUCAGGCCAGGCUAUGAUGGGAAAACCUCCAUCUCCCGCUGGCUGGUGGAGGCUCAGGUAGGCGUGGUUGGGGAGGGAGAGGAGUGGCUGCUGGUUCACCAGCUCACCAACGAGCCCGACGCCCGCUCCAUGGAGGUGCCCGAGCUCAACCCCUUCACCUACUACAGCUUCCGAAUGCGCCAAGUGAACAUCGUGGGCACCAGCCCACCCAGCCAGCCUUCUAGAAAGAUCCAGACCCUCCAGGCACCCCCUGACAUGGCCCCUGCCAACGUGACCCUGCGCACAGCCAGUGAGACCAGCCUGUGGCUCCGCUGGAUGCCUCUCCCGGAGAUGGAAUACAACGGGAACCCCGAGUCGGUGGGCUACAAGAUCAAAUACAGCCGGGCAGACGGCCACGGCAAGACGCUGAGCCACGUGGUCCAGGACCGCGUGGAGCGUGAGUACACCAUCGAAGACCUGGAGGAGUGGACAGAGUACCGCGUCCAGGUCCAGGCCUUCAAUGCCAUCGGGAGUGGGCCCUGGAGCCAGAUGGUGACGGGCAGGACCCGGGAGUCAGUGCCGUCCUCUGGCCCCACCAACGUGUCUGCACUGGCCACGACCUCCAGCAGCAUGCUAGUGCGCUGGGACGAGAUCCCUGAGGCCGACCGCAAUGGGCUCGUGCUGGGCUACAAGGUGAUGUAUAAGGAGAAGGACUCGGAUUCCCAGCCCCGGUUCUGGCUGGUGGAAGGGAACUCGUCACGCAGCGCCCAGCUCACAGGGUUGGGCAAAUACGUGCUCUAUGAGGUCCAGGUGCUAGCCUUCACGCGCAUUGGGGAUGGCAGCCCCAGCCACCCUCCCAUCCUGGAGCGGACGCUGGAUGAUGUCCCGGGGCCGCCCAUGGGCAUCCUGUUCCCAGAGGUGAGGACCACGUCCGUGCGACUGAUCUGGCAGCCCCCCACCGCCCCCAACGGCAUCAUUCUUGCCUACCAGGUCACACACCGGCUCAACGCCACCACGGCCACCACGGCCACUGUGGAGGUGCUAACACCCAGCACCCGCCAGUACACCGUGACCGGCCUCAAGCCGGAGUCCGUCUACCUGUUCCGCAUCACGGCCCAGACCCGCAAGGGCUGGGGAGAGGCCGCCGAGGCCUUGGUGGUGACCACCGAGAAGAGAGACCGCCCCCAGCCCCCCAGCAAGCCGGUGGUGCAGCAGGAGGACGUGAAGGCUCGCAGCGUGCUGCUGUGUUGGGAGCCGGGAAGCGAUGGCCUGUCCCCCGUGCGCUACUACACCGUCCAGACCCGCGAGCUGCCCAGCGGCCGGUGGGCACUGCACUCAGCCUCCGUGAGCCACAACACGUCUGCCUUCGUGGUGGACAGGCUCAAGCCCUUCACGUCCUACAAGUUCCGCGUGAAGGCGACCAAUGACAUUGGGGACAGCGAGUUCAGCGAGGAGUCAGAGCCACUGACCACUCUGCAGGCCGCACCCGACGAAGCACCCACCAUUGUGUCGGUGACACCCCACACCACCACCUCCGUGCUGAUUCGAUGGCAGCCACCGGCAGAGGACAAGAUCAACGGCAUCCUCCUGGGCUUCCGGAUCCGGUACCGGGAGCUGCUCUACGAGGGGCUGAGGGGCUUCACACUGCGUGGCAUCAACAACCCGGGGGCCAAGUGGGCUGAGCUUACCUCCAUGUACUCCAUGCGGAACCUGAGCCGGCCCAGCCUCACCCAGUACGAGCUGGACAAUCUGAACAAACACCGGCGGUAUGAGAUACGGAUGAGCGUGUACAACGCCGUGGGGGAGGGGCCCUCAAGCCCCCCCCAGGAAGUCUUCGUCGGGGAAGCAGUGCCCACCGCAACGCCCCGUAACGUGGCUGUCCAUGGCGCCACGGCCACACAGCUUGAUGUGACCUGGGAGCCACCACCACUGGAGAGUCAGAACGGAGACAUCCAGGGCUACAAGUCCCCCAGCUCCCAGUGCCAGCAAAAGACCCCUCGAAGUGGUCAUUUGACCAACUCUAAUUACACUGUUGAUUUGGCCAAGCGGCAAAGGACCCCUGGCUAA